Molecule: messenger RNA, 456 nt
Organism: Daucus carota subsp. sativus
Lineage: Eukaryota; Viridiplantae; Streptophyta; Magnoliopsida; Apiales; Apiaceae
Product: ethylene-responsive transcription factor ERF098
Exons: 1
Coding region: 1-456 (151 amino acids)
Biological process (GO): regulation of DNA-templated transcription; ethylene-activated signaling pathway
Molecular function (GO): DNA binding; DNA-binding transcription factor activity
Source: RefSeq, a predicted model, not a curated record
AUGGCGGAACCAUACGUUCCGAAAGAGAUCAAGUACCGGGGCAUAAGAAGGCGGCCGUGGGGGAAGUACGCGGCCGAGAUUCGGGACCCGAACAAGAACGGAGCGCGCGUGUGGCUCGGAACAUUCUCCACCGGUGAAGAGGCGGCUCGGGCUUAUGAUAGGGCUGCUUAUGCCCUUAGAGGGCAUCAAGCACUCCUCAACUUCCCUAAUGAAAAUCACUACAAAACAUCACCUGUACAAGAAAUUUCUGAAUUUUCGAAAAAUCUUGUUGAUGAAAUCUCGAAUCAUAAGGCACCGGCAUCAUCAUCUGCAAAUUAUGCAGAUGCUCCGGGGAGUAGUAUUUCAUUUAAAAGAGAGAAGGGGGCCGAGUUCAUCGAGUUCGAGUAUGUCGAAGAUAAUUUGCUGGAUGAGCUUCUGGGGACGCAGAAUCCGAACAAAAGAUCGAGGUCGCUUUAA